AUGAAGGCAAUCACCAUCACAAACUGGGGUGCUCCCGCCACUUUCACAGCCGAUCAUCCUUCACCUCCUGCUCCAUCAUCAGACCAAGUCACCCUUAAAGUUCUCGCCGCCGGACUCCAUCAACUCGUUAGAGGCCAAGUCACCGGCACCCACUACAGCACUAAAACUGCAACUCUCCCUUAUAUCCCGGGUGCCGAUGGCGUUGGCACCACACCCGAUGGCCAAACCGUCUACUUCAACAGCAUCUCCCAGGGAGGAGCCUUUGCGGAAACCAUAAACGUUCCCAAAGUUGCAAUCACUCCCGUUCCUUCUGGAGCCAGCCCUGUUCAAAUAGCCGGUUUGGUCAAUCCUGGGAUGAGUUCUUGGAUGGCGCUCAGGACUCGAACCGAAGGCCUCCGACCAAAUUUCACAGUCGCCAUCGUCGGAGUUACAGCCAUCUCGGGCAAGGUUGCCGUUCAUUUCUCCCGCAGCUUGGGUGCCGGGCGAGUGAUCGGUCUUGCCAGAAACGCAAAGGAGCUGGCCGCCAUUGACCUGGAUGAACGGAUCGUUCUGAACGACAAUCCCGAACAAACCGAUUACUCGUCCCUUGGUGAUGUUGAUGUUAUCCUUGAUUAUCUUUGGGGACCCAAUAUUCUGGCCUUAUUCAAGGCCUUGAAGUCCUCGGUGCCUACUCAAGUUGUGCAGAUCGGAACACUGGCAGGACAAGAGAUUCCUCUCUCCGGAGCGAUACUGCGUGAGAAGAAUAUUACAAUCAGGGGCUCGGGCCCUGGAGCGUGGUCUUUCCCCCAAUUUGGCAAGGAACUACCCUCCCUCUUGGAUGCCGUGAGCAAAUUGCCAAAUUUGGAUCUGAAAGAACGGAACUUGGAGGACGCCGAGGCUGCAUGGGGGGCAAAGAAAGAUAGGACGGUUUUUGUUCCCUGA
This is a messenger RNA of Exophiala aquamarina CBS 119918, 921 nucleotides long. RefSeq lists its product as uncharacterized. The transcript has a single exon. Lineage: Eukaryota; Fungi; Ascomycota; Eurotiomycetes; Chaetothyriales; Herpotrichiellaceae. Bases 1 to 921 code for a protein of 306 amino acids. The record is from RefSeq and is a predicted model, not a curated record. Gene Ontology annotation, molecular function: oxidoreductase activity.